GCGGAGGAGCGAAGGCUGAAAGGCGCUUUCCAAGAUGCCGGAUAGCCGAUCGAAGCGAACGAUUCUUUUGGUAUUGACCCUUUGUUCUGGAGCAGGAGUCUGGGGUUCUCAACCCCGCGGGGAAAAAAGUAAAAGGCAAACGCAGCAUAUCGUUCAGCCCUCUCUGCCGGUCAGCCAGAACAAACAGGGAUGCUAUGACAAUGGACAACAUUAUCAGAUAAACCAGCAGUGGGAACGCAUUUACUUGGGGAACCCUCUAGUCUGCACUUGCUAUGGUGGCAGUCGAGGAUUCAGCUGUGAAAGCAAGCCUGAGCCGGAAGAAACCUGUUUUGAUAAAUACACUGGGACUACUUACCGAGUAGGGGAAACCUAUGAACGGCCAAAGGAUUCCAUGAUCUGGGACUGUACUUGUAUUGGGGCUGGGCGUGGAAGAAUCAGUUGCACUAUUGCAAAUCGAUGUCAUGAAGGUGGGCAGUCCUACAAGAUUGGUGAUACCUGGCGCAGGCCUCACGAGACAGGAGGCUACAUGUUAGAAUGUGUGUGUCUUGGCAACGGGAAGGGUGAAUGGACUUGCAAGCCAGUUGCUGAGCGGUGCUAUGAUAAUACAGCUGGGACGUCAUACGUUGUUGGAGAAGUUUGGGAAAAGCCAUAUCAGGGCUGGAUGAUGGUGGAUUGCACUUGCCUUGGAGAAGGCAGUGGGAGGAUUACUUGCACUUCCAGAAACAGAUGCAAUGAUCAGGACACCAAGACCUCUUAUCGAAUUGGAGACACCUGGAGCAAGAAGGAUAACAGAGGAAAUCUACUUCAGUGCAUCUGCACAGGGAAUGGCAGAGGGGAAUGGAAAUGUGAAAGGCAUUCCUCUUUGCAAGCCACAGGUGUAGGAAGUGCAUCUGCAACUAUCACAGAUGUACGAACUGCACUUUACCAACCACAGCCCCAGCCUGCUCCUUUUGGGCAUUGUGUAACUGACAGUGGUAUGGUGUAUAUCCUGGGAAUGCAGUGGCUUAAGGCACAGGGAAGCCAGCAUAUGCUUUGUACUUGUCUGGGCAAUGGAAUCAGCUGCCAGGAAACAGCUGUGACCCAGACUUAUGGUGGCAAUUCCAAUGGAGAGCCUUGCGUUUUCCCAUUCACAUAUAAUGGAAGGACUUUUUAUUCAUGUACUUCCGAAGGACGUCAUGAUGGGAAUCUCUGGUGCAGUACAACCUCCAACUUUGACCAGGAUAAGAGCUACUCCUUUUGUACAGAGCAAAAUGUGUUGAUUCAGACACGUGGUGGAAAUUCCAAUGGUGCCCUGUGUCACUUUCCUUUCCUUUAUAAUAAUCGGAAUUACACUGAUUGUACUUCUGAAGGACGAAGAGAUAACAUGAAGUGGUGUGGAACUACCUCAAACUAUGAUGUUGAUCAGAAGUUUGGAUUUUGUCCCAUGGCAGCUCAUGAAGAAAUUUGUACGACAAAUGAGGGUGUUAUGUAUCGUGUUGGAGACCAAUGGGACAAACAGCAUGAUAUGGGCCAUAUGAUGAGAUGCACUUGUGUGGGAAAUGGACGUGGAGAAUGGACCUGCAUUGCAUAUUCCCAGCUCAGAGAUCAGUGUAUAGUUGAUGGGAUCACAUAUGAUGUUAAUCAGACUUUUCAUAAACGUCACGAAGAAGGACACAUGCUGAACUGUACAUGCUUUGGCCAAGGUCGGGGGAGAUGGAAAUGUGAUCCUGUUGACCAGUGUCAAGAUUCAGAAAGCCAGACCUUUUACCAGAUUGGGGAUUCAUGGGAGAAGCAUGCCCAUGGAGUGAGAUAUCAGUGCUACUGUUAUGGCCGGGGUAUUGGAGAAUGGCACUGCCAACCUUUGAAUACAGGUUCCCCUGGUCAUCCUGUUCAGGUGAUUAUCACAGACGUUCCAAUUCAGCCUGAUUCUCAUCCUAUCCAGUGGAUUGCACCUGAGUCCUCUCACAUUUCCAAUUAUAUUCUUCGCUGGAAACCGAAAAAUUCUGGAGUGCAAUGGAAAGAAGCUAAAAUUCCAGGCUAUUUAAAUUCCUACACAAUCUCAGGUCUGAAACCUGGUGUCCUUUAUGAGGGACAGCUUAUAAGUGUGCAGCAUUAUGGUCAGAGAGAAAUCACCCGUUUUGAAUUCACUACCUCUAGUACAACAGCUAUUUCAUCUAGUCAUGUGGCGGGAGAAACAACAGCCCUUCCCUCUGUCGUCUCUAUUUCUGAAUCUGUCACAGAAAUCACAGCUAAUAGCUUUGUAGUCUCUUGGGUUUCUGCCUCAGACACUGUGUCAGGAUUUCGUGUGGAAUAUGAACUGAGUGAAGAUGGUGAUGAACCUAAAUAUCUUGAUCUUCCAAACACAGUCAGUUCGGUUAGCAUUCCUAACUUGCUUCCGGGUCGUAGCUACAUUAUCAAAGUCUAUCAAAUUUCAGAGGAAGGAGAGCAAAAUCUAAUUCUUUCAACAACACAGACAACAGCACCUGAUGCUCCUCCUGAUCAUCUUGUAGAAAAUGUUGAUGAUACGUCAAUUCUUGUCAGCUGGAGCAGACCAGAAGCUCCAAUCACAGGUUACCGGAUUGUUUAUACUCCUUCGGUGGAAGGUAGCAGUACAGAACUCAAUCUCCCUGAAUCUGCAACAUCUGUGACACUCAGUGACUUGAUGCCUGGUGUUCAGUACAAUAUCAGUAUUUAUGCUGUGGAAGAGAACCAGGAAAGCACUCCUAUUUUCAUUCAGCAGAAAACUACAGGAGUGCCAAGGGCAGAUGAGAUUCAUCCUCCACAGCAACUUCAAUUUCUGGAAGUUGCCAGUGACAAAAUCACCAUCAUGUGGAGCCCCCCUGACAGUGCAGUGAUUGGCUAUCGUGUGGAGGUUAUUCCAGUUAACCGCCCUGGGGAACAUGGUCAGAGACUACCCGUUAGCAGAUAUACAUUUGCUGAGGUCACCGAACUUUUGCCUGGAACAACAUACAUUUUCAAGAUCUACGCUAUAGGACAAAACACAGAAAGUGAACCAUUAACUGGAGAACAAACAACAAAACUUGAUGGCCCAACCAAUUUGCAGCUUGUCAAUGAGACACCUUCUACUGCACUAGUCACAUGGAAGCCCCCGCGAGCUCAUAUUGCAGGAUACCAACUUACUGUGCAGCCUACCACAGAUGGUCAUCCAAAGCAAUACACUGUGGGGCCAUCAGCCACCAAGUAUCUGCUGAGGAAUUUGCAGCCUGGCUCUGAGUAUACUGUGUCUUUAGUGGCUGUUAAGGGUAACCAAAAGAGCAAUCCAGAAAUGGGAACCUUCACAACAUUGCAAUCCAUAGGCUCAAUUCCUCCCUAUAACACUGAAGUGACAGAGGCAUCCAUUGUUGUUACCUGGAUACCUGCACCUAGACUUGGAUUUAAGCUAGGGGUGAGACCAAGCCAAGGUGGAGAAGCUCCAAGGGAGGUCAUCUCAGAAUCUGGAAGCAUUGUUAUAUCUGGCCUAACUCCUGGUGUAGAAUAUAUCUACAGCAUUAAUGUUAUUAAGGAUGGUCAAGAAAGAGCAACACCUAUCGUCAAGACAGUAGUCACACCACCAUCUCCUCCCACAAACUUGAACCUUGAUUCUAACCCUGACACUGGAAUCCUUACUGUUUCUUGGAAAAAAAGCACUACUCCAGACAUCACUGGAUACAGAAUUACAACAGUCCCUACAAAUGGGCAAGAAGGCUACACUCUGGAGGAGCAAGUGCAAGCAGAAGAUACAUCCUGCAUUUUUGAAAAUCUGAGUCCUGGUGUGGAAUACAAUGUCAGUGUUUACACACUUAAAGAUAAUCAAGAGAGUUUGCCCAUCUCUGAAACCACCACACAAGAGGUACCCCAGCUUACUGACUUAAGCUUUGUUGAUGUAAGUGAUACAAGCAUCGGCCUAAAGUGGACCCCAAUAAAUACUUCUGCCAUUAUUGGUUACCGCAUCAAAGUAAUUGCCACAGGAGAAACUGUCCCCAUAUUUGAAGAUUUUGUGGAUUCUUCAGUAGGAUACUACAUGGUUACAGGCUUGGAGCCAGGCAUUGAUUAUGAAAUCAGUGUAAUCACACUCAUUAAUGGCGGAGAGAGUGUCCCUACUACGCUGAUUCAACAAACGGCUGUUCCUCCACCAACGGAUCUCCGUUUCACCAAUGUGGGAUCUGAUACUGUAAGAGUAACCUGGACUCCACCAGCAUCUAUUGAAUUGAGCAGCUUCUUGGUUCGCUUCUCACCCAUGAAGAACAAGGAGGAUGUUGCAGAACUUUCCAUUUCACCUUCGGACAGUGCCGUGGUUUUAACAAAUCUCCUUCCUGGCACAGCAUACUUGAUCAAGGUCUACAGUGUAUAUGAACAACAUGAGAGUAAACCUCUGAGUGGAGAGCAGAAAACAGGUCUUGAUUCCCCCACUGGACUGGAUUUUUCAGAGAUAACAGCCCAUUCUUUCACUGUCCAUUGGAUUGCCCCCCGCGCCCCCAUCUCUGGCUAUAAAAUACGCCAUCACCUUGAACAAGGUGGAAGUAGACCCAAAGAAGUCCGUGUUGCACCAUCUCGCAACUCCAUCACUCUCACAGAUUUGAUUCCAGGGUCAGAGUAUGUGGUUAGUGUAUCUGCCUUUUAUGGCAAAGAAGAGAGUUUGCCCUUAAUUGGACAGCAAAGUACAGUUUCUGAUGUCCCAAGAGAUCUACAUGUGACUGCUACUGGUCCCACUAGUCUAGUCAUCUCCUGGGAUGCACCUGCUGUUACAGUUCGAUACUACAGGAUCACAUAUGGAGAAACAGGUGGCAGUGGGCCUGUUCAAGAGUUCACUGUUCCUGGUCAUGUCUCCACUGCUACGAUUCCUGGUCUUAAGUCUGGAGUAGAUUAUACCAUUACUGUGUAUGCUGUCACUGGGCGAGGGGACAGUCCUGCCAGCAGCGAACCUGUCAGCAUAAAUUACCGAAUAGAGGUUGAUACACCAUCGCAGCUAGAAGUUACUGAUGUUCAAGACAACAGCCUUACAGUGCGGUGGCAGCCUUCUUCCCCAGUGACUGGUUAUAGAGUGACAGCUACCCCCAAGGAUGGCCAUAGCCCCACAAAAACUAGAGUUCUUUCUGCAGAACAAACAGAAGUCACAAUUGAUGAACUACAACCUACAGUUGAGUAUGUGGUUAGUGUCUAUGCCCAAGGGCCAAAUGGAGAAAGCCAGCCUUUGGUUGAGAAAGUUGUUACAAACAUUGACCGUCCUAAAGGACUGGCAUUCACUGCAGUGGAUGUUGAUUCCAUCAAAAUUGCUUGGGAAAGCCCACAGGGGCAAGUCACCGGAUACAGGGUGACCUACUCAACCCCUGAGGAUGGAAUCCAGGAACUAUUCCCUGCUUCAGAUGGUGAAGACGACACUGCGGUGCUGCAUGGCCUCAGGCCGGGUUCUGAGUAUACUGUUUACAUUGUUGCCUUGCACAAUGACUUGGAAAGUCUACCUUUGAUUGGGACCCAGACCACAGCAAUCCCACCUCCUACAAAUCUGAAAUUUAUUCAGGUUGCUCCAACAAGUCUCACACUAACUUGGACUGCACCAAAUGUGAAGCUUACUGGAUAUCGAGUGAGAGUAAAUCCCAAGGAAAAGAAUGGCCCAAUGAAAGAAAUUAAUCUUGCUCCAGAUAGCACAUCUGCUGUUAUCUCUGGACUAAUGGUGGCAACUAAAUAUGAAGUUAGUAUCUAUGCACUGAAGGAUUCUUUGACCAGCAGACCUACCCAAGGUGUAGUUAAUACUCUGGAAAAUGUUAGUGCUCCCCGUAGGGCUCGUGUCACAGAUGUCACAGAAAGAACCAUCACAAUUACCUGGCGCACCAAGACAGAGGCAAUCACAGGUUUCCAGAUAGAUGCCGUCCCUGCAGGUGGUCAGAAUCCAGUUCAAAGAACAAUUAGUCCUGAUGUUAGAACCUACACCAUUACUGGCUUGCAACCUGGCACUGACUACAAGAUUUAUAUCUAUGCGCUGAAUGAGAAUGCUCGCAGCUCCCCAGCAGAACUUGAUGCUUUCACUGCCAUUGAUGCACCGUCCAAUCUGCACUUCCUCACAACUACAAGCAACUCCUUGUUGAUCAAUUGGCAACCACCACGGGCCAAGAUCACAGGCUACAUAAUCAAAUAUGAGCAAGUUGGUGGCCCAACCAGGGAGCUACUUCCUCGUCCUCAUCCUGGUAUUACUGAGGCCACUAUCACAGAUCUGGAGGCAGGGACAGAAUAUAUCAUUUAUAUAACUGCUGUGAAGAAUAAUCAGAAGAGUGAACCAUUGAUUGGAAGGAAAAGAACAGAUGAGCUACCCCGGCUGGUAACUCCACCGCAUCCUGGUAAAAGGGUGACAGAGAUCUUGGAUGUGCCUUCUGUUCUGGAGAAUGUACCUUACCUCACAAACAACCCGUAUGACAAUGGAAAUGGUAUCCCAAUUCCAGGUUCUUCUGGUCAGCACUCCAUCCUGAGCAACCCAGGUCAACAAGUCAUUGUAGAAGAAUUUGGGUCUCGAACCCCCACAACUCCAGCAACUCCAGGAAGGGCUAAACCAAGUAGGGAAGAACAACCAGUGGUGGUGAUCCGUCAUCCCAUUCAAGUUCCUGAUGUUGACAAACCCUCUUAUCAUCAUACCCUUCUAUUGAAGGAUAAUUACACAAGGCCCCAGGAAGCACUUUCUCAGACAACUAUCUCAUGGACACCUUAUACAGAUAGCUCCGAAUACAUUAUUUCUUGCCAGCCUGUUAGUGAUGAAGAAGAACCUACUGAGAUCAAAGUUCCUGGUGUAUAUUCUAGUGCUACUCUUACGGGUCUUACUAGAGGGGCAACCUACAACAUCAUAGUAGAAGCAGUUAAAAAUCAGAGAAGACACAGAGUUCUUGAAGAGAUGGUCACAGUGGGCAAUAAUGUUUCUGAAAGAUUAAGCCCACCCACUGAUGAUGCAUGUUAUGAUACCUUCACUGGUUCUUUCUAUUCCAUUGGGGAUGAAUGGGAAAGGAUGUCUGAAACGGGAUUCAAAUUGUGGUGCCAGUGUUUAGGCCUUGGUAGUGGACAUUUCAGAUGUGAUUCUUCAAAGUGGUGUCAUGACAAUGGGAUAAACUAUAAAAUCGGUGAGAAGUGGGAUAGGCAUGGAGAGAAUGGCCAGGUGAUGAGCUGCACUUGCCUUGGAAAUGGAAAAGGAGAAUUCAAGUGUGACCCUCAUGAAGCAACUUGUUAUGAGGAUGGCAAGAUGUAUCAUGUAGGAGAGCAGUGGCAGAAAGAAUAUCUUGGGGCUAUCUGCUCAUGUACUUGCUACGGAGGACAACAGGGCUGGCGUUGUGACAAUUGCCAUAGACCUGGUGCAUCUGAAGGUUCUCCUAGUCAAACCUAUUCACAGAGAGAGCAACAAAGCACAAACACUAAUAUCCAUUGUCCAAUUGAAUGCUUCUAUCCCUUACAUCCACACUCAGAUGCACAGAACCGACGUGGAGAUUAAUUAUCAAGAUUUUAACAUCAAGCAAGAAGAGGUUGCAGCCAACACUAUACUAUAAAUGCUACUAGGAGAAAGCAGAUCUAUCUUAUCUUGUGGUAAUGAAAGCAUUCAGCUAUCAUAUUUGAGCUUCAAAAAAUCUGGAUGACCACAAGUUUGUAGCAAAGAGAUACAAAACACUUUACAUUAUUUUCUGCCCUCUGGUGGUCAUCUGGAUUUUCCUAUCCCAGGCCUGAUAGCCUUACAACAGCUGCACUUCACUUUUGCUCAAUUCACAGCUUGUCCAAAGGAGAACAGUCCUGGUGCAUUUCAAAUCUUCUUUUCAGCAAGGAAGCAGAUAUGUUGUCCAUUCUUUUCUCAAAGACUUUCAGUGUUGUUCCAUAUUUUCCUUAAAGCAACUAUUGCUAAUAAUAAAUGCUCAGCAAUUCAUAAAUACCCUGAGGCCCAUAAAAGUUGGAGAGAGAAAAUGAAAAUUCAAAUGAAAAUCAAAAAAAGAAAUAUGUUCUGCUAACCAUGCAGACUUCAAUAGGAACUGCAUAUCCUAUUGCUGUGAUAUUUAUAAUAUUCACAGCCUUAAUCUUUAUAAAUGAUCCUAAUUUUUUACCCUAGCGGUAUAUAUGUAUCUUGUACUGUUAUUUAUCAACAUCAAUUUCCUUUUAUACCUCCUCCCUCCAUCUCUAAAUGUCUUUAUAUUUUUCUACAAGAAAAUACAUUAAAGACAUUUAGUAUAUCGUUGACAGAAAAAUUUGGUAUAAUUAUGGUCAGUGAUUAUUUUUUAUACUGUAAGUGCCAAAGCUUUCUGCUAUGAGAGACAAUUCUUUUAAUAAAAGGUUUCACCAAACUGUUUCUUAGAA
Molecule: messenger RNA, 8292 nt
Organism: Protobothrops mucrosquamatus (brown spotted pit viper)
Lineage: Eukaryota; Metazoa; Chordata; Lepidosauria; Squamata; Viperidae
Gene: FN1
Product: fibronectin 1
Exons: 47
Coding region: 35-7444 (2469 amino acids)
Biological process (GO): nervous system development; heart development; cell-substrate junction assembly
Cellular component (GO): extracellular region
Molecular function (GO): proteoglycan binding; integrin binding
Source: RefSeq, a predicted model, not a curated record